AUGGAUUCCAAAAACUCGGAUAAAAGCGGAGAUGAGAUUGACUCGAGUAAGGAGGAAAGAGCUCCAGAUCAUGACAAAGAAGCAGCUGCUGAAGGUGAAAAUUAUGAUCCCUGGCCAACAACUUUGUCUUUCCUUUUACCUAAUAUCAAAGAAAAGACAGCGAAAAGAGACAGGUAUAAUAUAAAGACGAGUUACUCGUGAAAUAAUAGGGAAUUUAAUUCCUAAUAUGAAUGGAGGGACAGAGUUGGUUGUUUGUUCAGAAAGUUUAAAUUUGAAAAUUAGAAGAAUUUCUCGGAUGGGAAGGCAACUCUGUCCUACUUUCUCUUCUCAAAUUUCUGCACUCGUACUCCCAUGCAUAUCCUUGUAAUUGAGUAUCUUGUAAAAUAUCAACUGAUUAAUAAUGCAUAAUAUUGUGUAAUUGUAAUCAUACAUACAGUAGUCUAAAGAAGUCUUGAGUUUGUGUGUAUGGUUCGGUUAAAAUUAGUUGUCAUUUUUUAACACUAUGUUGCCUCCAACGAGUGAGCACAGAUCGUGAACUCUUUGGUUUGAGCAGGGUUAACAUUUGCUUGUUAGCCUGAUUUUGUUUUACAUAUAUGUGUAGUCUAUAGUUCAUUUUUGCCAGUAUUGUCAGUUUAAUAAAUUUUGUUUCUAGACAAACGCUUGAAACUUUCACAGCACACGUCACCAGAGCUUCUUUGAAUAUCAUAAAUGGGAAUUUUGAUGGCGCUGAAAAUAACUAUGCAGAUGCAUUGAAGCUUAUAUACCGGCGACAGAAUAACUCUGACCGCGUUAAGCAGUGCUUCCUGGGACUCGCCAAGAUCUAUGGACACCGGGCUAAGAAAGAAAAGAAUCUGGAAGAAAUAGUUAAUGCUGUUGGGUUGUUGAAUGGAGCUCUAAGAAGGUCCACAGACGACGAAGAAAAAGUGGCCAUCAUUGCUGAGCUUGAAGAGCUAGACAACCUCAGUCUUCAAAUAAUUCAUGGAUCCCAAUCACCAGGUUUAGGUACAAAACAUUCUGAUGAUAUGGAAAACAAGGCCCGUUUAGAAUCGUUGAGGUGUAAAUACAAAAUCCACAUGGAAAGUAUCGCCAUUUUAGAAGACGGAGUACAGCCCAUAGAAAGGAAUAGAACUGUAAACAUGGACGUGGAAGUCAAAUUUACAGUUGCUGUGGAAGAGCUUUACCGACUUAUUUCUGUAGAUAUGAAGGAAUUUAUGAAAAAAAUUCUUUGCCAGAGCAUAGAGAAAUUUGGAUCACCGCCAUGUGCCUUUGCUUUGGUCGGCCUUGGAUCUUUGGCCCGACAGGAAAUGACCCCUUUUUCCGAUUUUGAAUUUAUUUUUCUGAUUGAAACUGAUACUGAAGAAAUCCGAUCAUACUUUAGGAAGUUGACAUAUUAUAUGCAUAUUCGUGUACUAAAUCUUCAAGAAACUCUGAUACCAAGCCUCGGAUUGAAGCAUUUGAAUGACACAUAUAGAGAAAGCAAGAAGGAUAACUGGUUUUGGGAAGAAGGUCCUCGCGGAAUAUCUUUUGAUGGGGCAUUCUCAUUUGCCAGCAAAACCCCAUUGGGUCGAAAACCAACCAAACAGAAAAACUGGGCUGUUGAAUUUAUUAAAAGCCCAAAACAAAUGGCAGAAUUUCAAGAAGAAGAUGUGAUGCUGAAAGAGGGAUAUCAUGUUGCCAGUAUACUGAGACAGGUGGUCUUCGUGGCUGGUGAAGCGUCUUUGGCAAAGGAGUACAAGAAAGAAAUGGAUCUCAUACUUCAGGGCAAAUCAGAAAGUCAGGCUGAUAGCACACACGGUACCAUGAAAAUGAUACAAAAACAAACCCAGAAAAUGUUAGCAAAAGAUGUUGAAAAAUACGCUCCGGAGAAUGAUACCAUUAACAACGAAGGUAUGCUGUGGCAUGUAAAGAAGGAAAUAUAUAGAUUAACAAGUUUGAUAUUGGAUGCAACAUCUUGCUUAUACGACAUCAAGACCGAUUCUUCAUGGGAAAUUAUACAACAGAUGAAACUCAAAGGUUUGCUUGGUGAUCAGGCUGCCCACAAUCUUUCUCUUGCACUUAGCAUUGGAACGUAUUUGAGGUUAAAAGCGUACAUGAAUAACAAGUCACAGGCGGAGAAUAUCACUGUGCUUCCACGAAGGGAUGAUGCAACGCACCUUGGUGUUAAGCUAAUUGGAAAAAUCUUUCAUGUGAAGAAAAAAGGAUUAAUACUGCGUUUUCUUCAAAUUAGUAGUCCACUUGUACAAAUUGCCAAAGAUCUCUGUUUUAAAGAAGAUUUCUUGUCCCCACUUGUACCGUUGUCCAGUGCCUUGUGUGAUACAUCUGUUUACCAAAGUGCUGUUAUGCGUGUCAGACUUAUGGACUUAAAAGAAGCAGAGUAUUUACUAAAGAUAUGUGUGAACGAAAGGGAACAUAAUCCCGAGGCAGACGAAGAGGUACCCCUCUUUAUGGUUUACUUCCAGAUGGGACAUGUGGCAUCCAUGUUGGCUAAUUUUGAGGUGUCAGAUGAAUAUCACAAGAAAGCCCUCGAGGCAAGUCGGAAGUAUAGCCCUGAUAAUCCGGAAUACCAACCAGUUAUAGCUACUUUGGCUAACAUUUCUAGACAAUGCAGAAAAAAAGCCAAAUAUGAAGAAGCUUUGCAGUAUCUCAAAGAAGCACAGCGUAUUACAGAAACUUGGACAGAGGAACAAGUUCAACGAUUCUUUCCAGCUUUUGCGAUUAUCAAGGAAAAUCUUGGAUUAUUGUAUUGCGAAACAGGAAACCUUUCCGAAGGAAUUAAAAUGCUUGAAGAAGUCCUUGACGAAAACAGAACAACAGAGGAGGGUCCAGGUCUUCCAGAACUUAUCAGUAAUCUUGGAGCUGCCCAUUUGAAGCAAGGAAAUUUUGAAAAGGCUGAAACGUACAUGAUGGAAAGCCUAAAUAUGAUGACGGACUUGUAUGGCGUCUCUGUUUCACAUCCUGCAAUUUCAGAAAUUCUCAAUAAUCUUGGAAUUCUGUACAUUCUUAUCGGGGAAAUAGAAUCCGCCAUUUCUGUUUUGGAAGAAAACGCUGACAUGACAGAACAAUUAUUUGGUAAGGACACGGUCCACAGUGACAGGAUUUCAAGUUUGUACAACCUAGCAAAUGCUUAUUUUCAAAUUAGCUUAAUUCCACAAGCAUUGGCUUCUUAUGAAGAACUUCUGAUUCUUCGCCGGCAACUACUUGGAGAAGAUGCCAAACAUCCUGCUAUAGCUGGCAACCUGAACAACAUUGGAGCAUGCUACACCAAGUUUCAGGACUAUGACAAAGCAAUCUUCUAUUACAGCAUGGCUUUUGAAAUGAGGAAGCAAAUUUACGGGGAAGAUGUGGACCACCAUGAAAUCGCUGACUCGCAUUUCAACUUGGGUUGUGGCUAUUUUGAAAAAUUCUGGCUUGAUGAAGCUUUGAUGCAUUACAAGAUAGCACUGGAAAUGUUUAAAAAAGUGCACGGUGAAGCCUCUCGCCACCCUUACAUUUGUGAAACGCAUGAAAAUAUACGGCGAAUUUAUGAAGCAAUGGGAAACGAGAAAGCUGCAAAAUUUCAUGGUGAUGUGUUGAAUUCUAUACUGGUAGGAACAG
Molecule: messenger RNA, 3594 nt
Organism: Paramuricea clavata
Lineage: Eukaryota; Metazoa; Cnidaria; Anthozoa; Malacalcyonacea; Plexauridae
Source: the annotation of a GenBank genome assembly